UUUAUUGUUUAUAUACGAUACAAUUACGAUAAUAUGAAUAAUACAUUAAUACGAUACCUGCACGCGAAUUUAACACAAAAUUCAAAACUGUCUUCAUUAGUUCAUUGGCGUAAUCUUUUUAAGUAAAAUAAAUAAUAAGUUUUCAUUCGCGAGUAACCAUUUUUCUUUUUUUAUAUUCAGUGUAAUAAUACCUAUGUUCUGAGUACGUUUGUCAUAAUACCUAUGUGAUUGUGUUGUAGCAUUCAUUGACAAGGACUAUGCGAUAUUCGUCUGUAUUAUAGGCAGUGUUGGUGUUGUCUAUCAAUGAAGCAUACAUUUCAUGUGUUCUACAUUUUUAUAAUGGAAUUCUGUUAUUAAAUCGAUCAGCUCUGAAUAUGGAAACCAAUCAUCCAGUGUCGUCAGCGCGAGUUAUUGAUGCCGUGGAGAACAUCAAACAUGAUCGUUCUGCAAGCCAAGGGGCCCUGAUCAACAAUAUAAGACUAAAGGUCCACACACGUCAGCGGUGGUGGAGAAUUGCUGCAGGAACAAAUUUCACCGCUCACCUCGGGGAUUAAGCCAAGACAAUGCCACCGCUGCAGUGUGUGGGGACCUUUAGUCCUUCAAAGUGUUGUUUAGAGUCACAUGCCAACAUUUGGUCUACCAGCUAGUGCCUAUGAAUUAAAUUCCAGUGCUCGAUUAACUAUCAGAUUUGAUAGAGAAAUGUUCAACAGUAGUCUAUUUGAGAGUGAAAUAGAAAUCAGUCCAGCAUUUCGAUUUAAUAGAAAUGACUUAUUCAGACCUCCCCAUUUUGAUUUCAGUCAUAGAAGUAGCCCAUUGUUAAAUGGACAAUUCUCUACACCUAAGGAAAUGGGUCAAAAUUUAGAUACCAAAAAGCAUUUGCAUGAGUUUGGGUUGAAAAAAGCCGAGGUUAAAGCCAAACCAUUUAAAUGCGAUGUGUGCAAAAAAUCCUUCUCUAGUUCUGGUGGUUUGACUGUCCAUUACAGAACACAUACAGGUAACAAACCUUUCAAAUGUGAUUUAUGUAAUAAAACUUUCUCAAAUUCAAGUCAUUACAAUUACCACAUGCGUGUACAUUCAGGGGAUAAGCCAUUUAAAUGUCAUGUGUGCAACAAAGAAUAUUCUUGUGCUAAUGGUAUCUUAUACCAUCAGAGAACUCAUCACUUUUUGCAAGAUACAAAACCGUUGAAGUGUGAUGUAUGUGACAAGCUGUUCUCCAGCAUUGGUGGGCUGACUGUUCACUACCGUUCUCACACUGGUGACCGGCCAUUUAAGUGUGAUGUGUGUUUUAAAACAUUUACUAGUUCCAGUCACUGCAAGUAUCAUCAGAAGUCUCAUUCGCAGUUGAUUACAAAAAAAACCUUGAAAUGUGAUGUUUGUAGCAAAUUGUUCUCCAGUUCAGGUGGCCUUGUAGUUCAUUACAGAAUGCAUACUGGUGAUCGUCCAUUCAAAUGUGAAGUUUGCUUCAAGUCAUUUACCAGUUCCAGUCAUUUCAAAUACCACCAAAAAUCGCAUGUGAUUUCAAAUGAUAAAAAAACAUUGAAGUGUGAUGUAUGUGAUAAAUUAUUUUCUAGCGCUGGUGGACUAGUUGUUCAUUACCGUACACAUACUGGCCAUAGACCAUUCAAAUGUGAAAUUUGCUUAAAAUCUUUCACAAGCUCAAGUCACUUCAAAUAUCAUCAAAAAACCCACAUGGUUAAUGGCUGAUGUUUCUAUUUAAAUCUAAUGUAGCUCAAAUACAUUUUAGCCAAAAGAAACUAAUUACUUAUUAGGUUAUUAUUUAAAUGCCUACUUUUUAGUUCGGUAAAUAUAUUAUUAGUUCUAUAAAAACCUUCUUUCCUAUACACUGUACAUACAUAGUGUUAUAAAUACUAAUAUUUUAAAUAACAUUUUUUCCUAUUUGUAAUAUGUACAGAAUCAAUAUUUUAUGGCUUUUCUAUAACUUGGCUUUUUUUAUUAGUCAUUUUGACUCAAUUUAUUUUUAAUUAUAUUAAUACAUAAAUAUAAAGAUUUUAUUUCAUAGGUAUAGUUAUUUUAUUUGUUCUCUACAAAUUGUAACUGGUAUUAAUUAAUUUAUAGUAUAUUAGUAAUUUUACUUAUUUUGAUGAACAUAAUAUUAUUUUCAUUUUAACAUUGUAUUAUGUAAAAUAAGAAUUAUUUUGAGAAUCAAAUUUGAAAUGUAGUCAAUGUUUCAUUAUUCAUAAUAUUAAUUAUGAAAUUAUUGUUCUCAAAUGUUCUGUAAAUAAAAUAACUAAUCUGUAUACCAAAUCACAUUGAUACAAUUUGUUUACAAAAUAUUAAUAUCAAUACUAAUGAUAAAUUGAAUUGAUUGCCCAUUGAAAUGUUAUUAUUUUCAUUAACGUUAUUGUUUAGAAAAAAUGAUUUAAAAGUUAUGCUUUUAUUUCUCCAUUCUUAGCAUUUUU
Messenger RNA from Metopolophium dirhodum (rose-grain aphid), 2420 nucleotides. RefSeq names its product zinc finger protein 239-like. The coding region runs from base 622 to 1704 and encodes 360 amino acids. Gene Ontology annotation, biological process: regulation of immune system process; regulation of cytokine production; negative regulation of transcription by RNA polymerase II. The record is from RefSeq and is a predicted model, not a curated record. Gene Ontology annotation, molecular function: DNA-binding transcription factor activity, RNA polymerase II-specific; RNA polymerase II cis-regulatory region sequence-specific DNA binding. Gene Ontology annotation, cellular component: nucleus. Lineage: Eukaryota; Metazoa; Arthropoda; Insecta; Hemiptera; Aphididae. The transcript is spliced from 4 exons.